UUUGUUCUGAAACGAACACAUUUUGGACUGGACGGCUUCUCCGGUCGCCCAAUGAAAUAGCGCCCCCCCCCAUGUCCUAAUGUCACAGCCCUCCAUCCAAUCGAAGAGGACGCGGCAGAGACUCGGCUGCCUGACCGUUUCUUCCCGGCUCUAAGCUCCUGAGCGCCCAGCGAUGCUGUGCUGUUGAUCCAGGUGUGAGUCUUGAAGGUUAAUCGGACGGACCGAUCGUCUGCUAUUGCAGGAAAAACAUCCUGCUAAUGUUCCAUCACCAGCUUGGUUCUAAUCAUCACCUCCAGGGGGUUCUACACAGACCAACAUGCUGCACUUCACUGUGCUCCUCCUCUGCCUCCUCUCCCUGACUCUCACUUCCUCUGAUGCAUCAGUGUUCGGAGGGGAACCUGGCUUCUACUCAGACGAUGCUACAGGUUACGGGCCGGUGUUUGAGGAUCAGCCGGUCGACACCAUCUACCCCGAGGAGUCACCUGAGGCCAAAAUCACCCUGAGUUGUCGAGCACGAGCCAACCCACCUGCCACAUACACGUGGAGAUUAAACAGCAGGAAUAUAGACCAGGAUGAAGACAACCACUACACUUUGGUGGGAGGCAACCUGGUCAUCUCUAACCCCAUCAAGAACAAACACGUUGGGAAGUACACCUGUAAGGCCACCAACGACUAUGGCGCUGUGGUCAGCAGAGAGGCCGCUGUCCAGUUUGGAUACCUGGACUUCUUCUCCUCUGAGGAGAGAGAGGCGGUGCAUGUGAAGGAGGGCCAAGGGGCAGUGCUGCUCUGCGCUCCUCCCCCACACUACCCAGACGAGCUGUCAUUCCGCUGGAUUCUGAAUGAGUUCCCCGUCUUCAUCCCUCUGGAUAAACGUCGCUUCAUCUCUCAGACUACGGGGAACCUCUUCAUCUCGAAGGUGGACUCGUCUGACAGCGGCAACUACUCCUGCUUUGUCUCCAGUGCCUCCAUCUCCAAAAGCGUCUUCAGCAAGUUCAUCCCCCUCGUCCCCCUGGCAGAACGCCCAAUAAGGAAGUACCCUGCUGAUAUCAAAGUCAAGUUCCCAGACACCUUUGCACUGGUGGGCCAGAACAUCACACUGGAAUGCUUCGCCCUGGGAAACCCCAUCCCUCAGAUCCGCUGGAGGAAGAUGGACGGAGAGCUGCCGGCCAAUCAUGAAGUCAGCAUGGCAGGGGCCCACCUCCAACUGUACCACGUGCAGUAUGAGGACGAGGGGACGUACGAGUGUGAGGCCCUCAACUCCAAAGGGAAGGACUGGCACCGGGCUCGGGUCUCUGUAGAAGCCUUCCCAGAGUGGACAGAGUCCAUCAGCAGUACAGAGCGGGACAUCAGCAGUGACUUCACCAUGUCCUGUGAGGCCAGCGGCAAGCCCAAGCCCCACGUCCACUGGCUCAAGAACGGCUACUCGUACGAUAAGCAUGAUCUGAAGUUCAGGGGGCUGACGUUUGAGGACUCUGGGAUGUACCAGUGUAGAGCGGAGAAUCGGCAUGGAGUCGUCUAUGCUGACGCAGAGCUGCGUGUGAUUGCGUGCGCCCCUACGUUUGAGCAUAACCCAGUAAAGAGGAGGAUCCUGGGGGCUAAGAACGGCCGGGUGGUCCUAGAGUGUAGACCUAAAGCUGCUCCCAAAGCCUCCUUGUCCUGGACCAAGGGCUCUGAACUACUCUUCAACUCCAGCAGGAUGUUAAUCUGGGAGGAUGGUAGUCUGGAGAUCCUGAAUGUGACCAGGGCAGACGAGGGGCGCUAUACCUGCUUUGCUGAGAACGACCGGGGCAAGGCCAACAGCACAGGCUUCCUCUCUAUCACAGAGGCCACUAAGAUCACCUUGGCUCCGUCCAAUGUGGACGUGACGGCGGGCGAGAGCGCCAGCAUGCAGUGUGCUGCAUCACAUGACUCAACGCUGGACAUCACGUUCGUCUGGACCAUGGACGGCCGCUCCAUCGACUUCGACCGGGACGGAUCCCACUAUGAACGUAACCCAAAUGGUGGUUCAAGUGGAGAGCUGAUCAUCAAGAACACCCAGCUGAAGCACUCUGGACGUUACACCUGCACCGCCCAGACCCCUGUGGACAACGUCUCCGCAUCCGCUGACCUGGUCGUCAGAGGUCCCCCUGGGCCUCCAGGUGGGGUACGUGUAGAGGAGAUCAGGAACAAGAGUGUCCGUCUGAUCUGGAGCAGGGGAGCAGACAACCACAGCCCCAUCUCUAAAUACACCGUCCAAUGCCGGGACUCGUUCUCUCAGGAAGACUGGAGAGAUGCCACCACAUCUCCUCCGGAUGUGGAAGGCAAUGCAGAGACAGCCAUGGUGGUGGACCUGUUUCCCUGGACAGAGUAUGAGUUUAGGGUGAUAGCUACCAACACCCUGGGGACAGGAGACCCCAGCAGCCCCUCUCCCAAAGUCACCACGUUGGAGGCAGUUCCCGUGGUGGCGCCCUCAGACAUUGGCGGCGGUGGCGGGACCAGCAAGGAGCUGACCAUCACUUGGACGCCGGUGCAGCCGCAGUACUACUACGGCCGUAACUUUGGCUACAUCAUCGCCUUCAAGCCUCACGAUGUCUACGACUGGAUGAAGGUGACUGUGGUAGACCCCGAGGCUAAACACUACGUCCACAAAGACUCAUCCAUCCCCGCCUCCACAGAGUUCCAGGUCAAAGUCAAGGCUUUCAACAUUAAAGGAGAAGGACCCUAUAGUCUCACGGCUGUCAUCUACUCUGCACAGGACGUGCCAUCCGAAGCCCCUACCAGUGUGGAGGCCAGGGCGCUGUCUGCCACUGAGGCCAUUGUGUGGUGGCUCCCUGUCACCCAGCACACUGUUGAAGGAUACCAGGUGCGGUACUGGAGGAAAGUGGAGGACAGAGAGGCAUCCAGUCAGAGGGUAGUGGUGUCCAGCAGAGAGAACCAGACAAGGUUGGAGAACAUGAGGCCAAACUCCCCCUACCUCAUAGAGGUCAGGGCCUACAAUGCAGCCGGAUAUGGACCUCCCAGCCAUCACUUCCAGAUCUACACCAAAAAAGCCCCGCCAAGCCGGCCUCCUAAAAUAAUCAGUAAAAAGCUGAAAGGAACGUCAGUAAACAUCGCCUGGGAACAUGUCGAACCUUUGGCCAACGAGUCAACAAUAGAUGGAUACAAGGUCUUGUACAGGAAGGCUGGCCUCUCCACAGGUAUACUGUAUACCACAGGGAAGCGGUCCAUAGACUUGCCCAUGCCCAGGGACGGGGACUGCGUAGUGGAGGUCAGGGCGCAUAGCGAGGGAGGAGAUGGGGCUGUGGCCCAAGUACGCAUCUCAGGAGGAGCCGUCAUGGUCACCCAGUCCCUCAGCCUGGCCUCUCUGCUCCUGGUGGCUAUGUUUUGCCUGCUGGCCCUCUGAAUGUAGUGCAUCUUUCUCUGUCUACACUGCCCAGUCCAGUGAAGGAGACUCUGUGAGGUUGACGCCUAUGAUGACUUUGGUUCCCACAAUCUUUGGUUUCACCCUGAAGGCCAAAGGCUCAUAUUCCCACCUCGAGGAAUAGGGCUUUGUUUGUGGAAGAAAAAAAACACAAUAAGAAAUUUGUAUAAAGGACAAAGAAUGACAUCUGGAAUAUCUCUUAAAUCAUACCUACAAUAUCUUUGAAGGAGGAGCGUCAAAAGGAAGUCUUUCAACUUUUUCAAUAUGCCUUAUAUGUAAACAGUUACACUUAUCUUUCACAAUGCCAUGACUUGCUCCUAACUGGGUGAGGUGUGAGUGCUGAAGUACUGCACAACGUUUGUAAGUAACUGUUUUCAAAUAUAUUGUGAUAAGGGCCUUUCUUGUUCAUUCAUGAAGGUGCAGUAGCUUGGAAGUGUGUGUUUCAUUUGAUGUAGGACAUUAUGGAUCAUUAAUACAAUGUUUACGUUCCUUAUAUAAAGCAUGAGCUAAGCAGGUGAUAUAGUUGUGAAGGAUAAGUCUACAAGUUUACCAAAUUGUCUUUAUAUUUCAAUUGCAUUUCAUUGGCUUUUUCUUAGUACUUUUUAAUCAUUUUUUCCAAGGUAAAUCACACCCUCCACUUACAGAGAUACAGUCAAAUCAAAUCUCUACUCAAGGUCCUUGGCAUACAUCAGAGUUUUAUUAUCAAACAUCAUCAGACAAAAGAGGAAUUUAUGUCAUGCUAAUAUAAUAUAUGCAAUAAUGUUUAUGGUUUUGCCAUCUCACAAGUACAUAUAGCCUACUAUUAACGCUGUAACGUCGUUGUUCUGAGAAACAUCAAGUACAUAUAGCCUACUAUUAACGCUGUAACGUCGUUGUUCUGAGAAACAUAGAUUUUAUCUCCCAAAAAAACAUGCUUCUUUCCAACUCAUAACUUUCUCUAAAUUAAUGGGAGACCAGUUUGGAAGUGUUUGCAUGUAUCUGAAAGAGUUUACUGACAAAACAAGAUAAACUUCUUAGCCAGAGUGAUGCCUGCAUUUUUAGCACAUGUACAUCUGUGUUUGUAAAGUUGAAUGUAUUGAAUAACUGUGGAAAUGAGCUUUAAAACAUAUCAGACCUGCAGUUUCUAACAUGAUAUAAACAAUAUGUGACAGUGGUGCAUUUGGUUUGGUUGUCAGGACACUCAACUGUCCUGUGACCGUCGUGUGUCCAAUGUUGUUAAAGUGUCCAAUUGGAGGAACCAUAAUUAAACUGAGUUUGCAAUCAUAAAUAGAAUUCUAGAAUGGGUAUUUGCCAUUCUUUUUGUCCUGUUCUUAGGAUUCUAUUGCUAUGGUUGGAGUAUCCCAUGAAAGAGUACAUUGAGCACAAAAAGUUGUUUGUUUUGACUGUAUCGUUAAGACUUCAGUGGUAGACUAUAAAUGCUGGUGUUUUGUAAAGAAUGUUGCCAUCUUUUUUAUGUCUUAACUCUUUUAUAUGUUUUCAUAUCUUUAUUAGUCAAUGUCUCAGUGUGAAUCGCAGUGCUAACAGUUCUGCAGUAAUACACACUCGGUCCAGUAACAUUACAAUGUCUGUCUGAAUCUUCAAUCGUCCUUUCUAUUUUAUUAACUAUAACACAACCUGCCUAGCGCCUAAAACAGUUAUGCUAUUAUCGUGUAUCAUUGUCCAUAAACUGGUGCAAAGCACAAGAGAAACAAAAUAAACGAUCAAAAUCAAUAUCUGAGAAUAACCAUCUGAAGCUCAUACAUUUGUCCUACUAUUUUUGCAACAUUGUUUUGUAUUUUUAUCAAUAACAUGAGUGUGAUCAGAGUUAUACUGUAUACAGGAUGCAUUAUCAAUUGGUGUUGUUGUUUUUGUUUAUGUUUGUGAUUAAUAUAUUUCAUCCUGAUGACCCACCACUGGUUCAACAGUAGAGGUUUAUUAUGAUCAUGUACCACUGAAAAUUAUGUGUUUUUGAUUGCUCUGCGAAUACAUGUUCAGUGUGACUGAGUGAUGCUAGCCAUUCUUCUACCAGCUCUGGUCCACGGAGAUACGUGUGGCUUGGUAACGCAAGGUUAAGGUAGCUCCCUGGACCAGAAGCCAUGCUUCUUCUAUAUACAUUGUGACUAUAUCAACAAAACAUCCACCACAAAGUGCUUUUCCCAGUUUCCACUCAUGCAACAAAUCAUCGAAAGAGUUGCCAAAUGCAUGAAUGCCUUGAACUUAUUUGUUAUUUCGAAGGAAACGGUUGCUAAGAAAAUGAACGCUAUGGAAACGGUUGCUAUUACUACAUCCUCUAACAUGCAUGACAUUGGAAACGAGAGGUAUAGGCCUGUACGGUAAAAAAAAACUCCAUCCAUACAUUGCAAUGAGUCAACGUACAGUCAUACAUUCAGGCAACUUCCUAUCAGCUUCAUAUGAACUCAACUGCCUUUGUGGUAAACAAUAAUAAACAUUAAUUCCGUCAUGAGUGAAAUCCCUUUAUGUCAGAGACUGUAUAAUGUAUGCAUACUGUACUUUCUCUAGAUAAGCCUAACAUGUGCAUUAGUUGCCUCAAGCCAGUCAUCUCAAGGGGAAGUCUAUGUAGGGCAGUUUGUUGUAGUUGUAAAAUUAGGAAACCUUUCAAUAAAUUCCCUGAUUUUUCCAGAAAUCCUCAAACCAGAAUUUCUGGGAAUUUGGGGAAAGUUUCUGGAAUUUUUCCAUCGUAAUGGGGGUUAAGGUUUUCGAGAGAAAAACCUUAACUGGCUAAAGGAAUCUCACUCAUUCAGUAGGUUCAGUACGGGUCAGUCCUGCAGUCUCAUUCCUUACUGUAAGAUUGGUUGGGGUUUGAUGACAUUACCACUGUGGUUGAUGAUGCAGGGUUUGGCUGUACAAUGUUCAGUGCUUUGCUCAUACUGUAAUGAAUAGGAAUCACACAUGUUGAGAAGGAGGGGUGAAACUGGACUCUCUCGUUGUCUGGACUUAAAAAGAACAAUAAAAUAAUAGUUACUGUAACUAUU
This is a messenger RNA of Salmo salar (Atlantic salmon), 6372 nucleotides long. Its product is annotated as contactin-1a. Gene Ontology annotation, cellular component: axon; plasma membrane. Gene Ontology annotation, molecular function: cell-cell adhesion mediator activity. Gene Ontology annotation, biological process: brain development; axon guidance; cell-cell adhesion. The record is from RefSeq and is a predicted model, not a curated record. Lineage: Eukaryota; Metazoa; Chordata; Actinopteri; Salmoniformes; Salmonidae.